UGCUUGACUGAAACAGGCUCGUCUUAUUUGGCCGAGUGCUUCCUAUUUUUUCUUUCUGUUUUGAAGCUGUUGCGUGCAUAAGUACAUUUAUUGAGUAAAUAACCUACUCGAACGCAUAGAUAUUUUCCUAAAGUUGUUUGACUGCAAGACUCGCGGGUUUUCCUCCGAACGCAUCCUCUCCACUCAAAUAAUGGAUUUGGUCUGGAGCCUGUGCUUCGUUGGGAGUCUCGGCGCUUGGUUUGCUUCUGCAGAAAGGCACAGCAUAUAUUGGAAUAGCACAAACAGCAAGUUCCUAAGGGACAGCUAUGCGGUGGAGGUGCGUCUGAACGACUACCUGGACAUCGUGUGCCCCCACUACCCGCUGGGCGAGGUGGCAUCGCAGGAUGCUGAGCGCUACGUGCUCUACAUGGUGGAGCGGGAGGACUACGACGCUUGCAAGCCUCAGUCCUACGACCAGAUGCGUUGGGAGUGCGGCCACCCCUUCGCACCCCACGCCGCCGAGAAGUUCUCAGAGAAGUUCCAGCGUUUCACCCCCUUCACCCUGGGCAAGGAGUUCCGCCAGGGAGAGAGCUACUACUAUAUCUCCAAACCUCUGCACCACCACGGACAGGAGUGCCUCAGGCUCAGGGUAGACGUCGUAGCUACUGAUGGUUCUCAAGAGGCCAGGGUUGCAACUGGAGGAGCUGCAGCUGUACCUGGAGCUGGGGGUGGAGCACACAACCCCUCCAACAGACUGCCUGCAGAUGACCCAGUGGUAAUCCUGCCAGAGGUCCAGAAAAGUGUGCGGACAAAUUCGUCGGUGUCAAAGGCAUCCUUCUCCAUCCUGUCAUUGAUUGUCCCCGUCUUAUUAUUACUGUUGUUACAGUGAGACUACAAAUCUCAUAGACUUGAAGUUGGUCUGUGGGGAACCACAGACACAAAAGACAAUUCUCAAAGCCCAAGUGCUGGUCACUGGGAGAGGGAUAUUUUUAAUCUCGUAAGUACGGAUGGACACAUGCACUAAGUGUGCUGAGUGAGAAUUUGGUUGGAGUUUUGUGGGAAGGCACUAAGCUUUCUCAAGAUGCCAGUAUUUCCUGGAGAGAUUUUGUUCUCUUUAAUGUUAGUGUUUUUGCUCUUCUCCUCCAAAAAAAAAACAUAAUUCAUUUUGGAAAAGUGCGGAAGAAAAUUUUGAAGAGGAACAUAAAUGGACGAAGAACAAGACAAAAGCUAAAGGACAUUCUUAUAUGGACAACUAUUUGGAUUUGAUAUGAAUUUGUGUCAGAAAAAAAAAACUGCAUUUAGUGAAACAUCUUCUCUACGCUUUUGAGCCAAAGAAUACAGUGAUCAUCUCUUCAGUGUGUAACUAUUCUAUUCCAACCUUGACUAUUGUGUUCUGUUUGUGGUAUUGCUAUUGUACUGUAAUUGAGUGGCACUAAAUGUCCAAGUGGUUCUUAAUGUAGCAUCGACAAAAGCAGGGGACGUGUUAGCUAACUAUUAAUGUUCCUUUGCAGACUCGACCAUGUGCUUUCACAGCACUAACCAUACAGCACAACAACAGACAGACUGACUGACAUCACAAUACAGAUCCAUGACAUAGUAGACACUACGUGAAAAGGAAAGGUAUUGUGUACAUUCUGUGAAAAAUCAUUUGUAAAAGUUUGCAGUUGAAAGAUAUACCGUAUGUUUAACAAAUGCUAUGCUGACUGUUGGUAAGUGAGCUCUCUCUGAGGAGGGGAAGAGUUAGAAUUAGUGUUUCAGUGAGAGAGAACGUGUGCGAGGGAGAGCUAGAGGUCAAACAAAAAUGUUACAACUGCCAAAAGCAAACACGGAUACAGUACAUUGUAUGUUGCAGUGUAAGGCAGACCUUCUGUAUAUCAGAUCAUGCACCCGUACCGUUUAAACUGACAAACAAAAUAACCCAGACUGAACUAUGCUCAUCACAGUGCUUGCCAGAGCAGUGUUACACUGUUCUCUACCUCUGACACUAAAAAGUCAACCAAGUUAAAAUGUUUUUAUUCAAAAACAGUUGUAAUUUGGUUGGUAAUACACUAGAUGUACAAUAGUAUGUGGAUUUGGCUAUUUCAGCCACACCAGUUGCUGAGAGGUUUAUUAAAUCGGGCACACAGUCAUGCAAUCU
This is a messenger RNA of Salvelinus sp. IW2-2015, 2116 nucleotides long. Its product is annotated as ephrin-A1-like. The record is from RefSeq and is a predicted model, not a curated record. NCBI's taxonomy places the organism in Eukaryota, Metazoa, Chordata, Actinopteri, Salmoniformes, Salmonidae. Gene Ontology annotation, molecular function: ephrin receptor binding. Gene Ontology annotation, cellular component: plasma membrane. Gene Ontology annotation, biological process: ephrin receptor signaling pathway; axon guidance.